Molecule: messenger RNA, 1436 nt
Organism: Chondrus crispus (carragheen)
Lineage: Eukaryota; Rhodophyta; Florideophyceae; Gigartinales; Gigartinaceae
Exons: 2
Coding region: 1-1200 (399 amino acids)
Biological process (GO): cellular response to misfolded protein
Cellular component (GO): endoplasmic reticulum membrane
Molecular function (GO): Hsp70 protein binding
Source: RefSeq, a predicted model, not a curated record
AUGGACGGCAACCGCGAUGACGCCGAGCGUUGUCUGCAUCUUGCUGCGACCGCUAUGCACGGCAAUGACAUCGCGAAAGCCACCAGGCUACUUGCAAAAUCGCGACGCAUGUACCCGCUUCCAGAGCAGCAGGCUCGCUUCGACGCUGUUCUCAAACUGCACAUUGCCUCGACCUCUUCAAAAAAGUCCUCCUCUUCCGCUACGCAUGAGCGGAAUUCGCGGCGAGACCAAGGCGUCGAGCCAGAAGGCGACCAAGAAAAGCGCCAAGCCACCCCCGAAAUGGCCGCUGCCGUGCGCCGCGUGCAACAACUCUCAAAGAAAAAUCACUAUGACGUUCUUGGAGUACCCCGCGACGCCGAGGGCGUGACCAUUAAACGUGCAUACCGAAAGCUUGCGUUGCGCUUGCACCCUGAUCGAAACCAAGCUCCCGGUGCCGACGAGGCGUUCAAACGGGUCGGCCAGGCGUUUGUUGUGGUGUCGGAUAAGGAGCGGAGACGUCAUUAUGAUCAGUUUGGCACGGAUGGGCCUGAGCACCAACCAGUAAGAAGCGCGCGAAGGCGGAAGAGCCGAACACGCGGUGCUGCGGCUUUUGAUGACUUUGAUAAUGCGAGGCACGAGAUGACUCCGGACGAGCUGUUUGAAUUUUUGUUCGAGGCCGCGGCGAGAGGGGGACAGGGCUUCACGGCACAAGGAUUCGGCCCAGAGGGCUUUUUCACCACGACAAGGAACGAUGCAGGGGGCCAGUUUAGGGAAUACAGGCGGUAUGAAGGCGCAGAAGACUCAGUUUGCGAGCGAUUCAAGCCGAUGCUUCUUAUGGUUUUCAUCAUUACCCUCGCGAUGGUGUUUGCCCAAGACGCUGCUCAGCAGCCUUACUCGUUGUUCAGGACCAGCUAUCACUCGCGGGAGGGCAUGACGCCGAAUCAGGUGCGAUAUUACACGGCGUCAAGUAUAGACCUGUCGCGGAGCAGGGCAAGACGACGUAUGGAAAUGGCAGUGGACGUCGCGGCAUGGGAAGAGUAUUCAAGCAGGUGUCAAAAAGAGAUGGGUAAGGAGGACUUUUUGUUGAGACAAAGUCGGAAAUGGCUAGUUGGGAAGAGAACACGGGAGCGGUACCGCGCAGAAUACGAGGCUUUUGAGAAGCCAUGGUGCAAAAAGGCUGGCGUGUUGGGUACAGCGUUACAGCGGCAAGGGGUGUACUGAGGCGAGAAACGAAGAAUGGAGUAAAUUUCUAACGACAGGCGAGGCGAUAUGGCAAGCAGAGGCAGGGCAGGUUAGCCUCCAAGUGGUAGAUUUAUUGAUUCACUGUAUAUGGAGGCAGGUGUAGGAUGGACAAUGUGAGAUGUACGCAAGCGGACCGAGUGUGAUUUAUCUAUACAUAGUUGACGAGCGAAAAAGUGUUGAGGUGCAGAUGCACAAGAAAAAACGUAUUCAAGAGA